AUGGAUCCUGAGCAGAUUGAGCCAACUGAAACGGAUGAUUCCGUGUCGGAGGCCUCUGUGACUACCGACCAAACAGGGGAAAGCUGGGAGAAUGUUGGGAUGGCCUCGGGAGAUGAAGAUGAAGAGGAUGCAGGGGCCGGCGGCGACGCUGCGGCCGCUUUGCCCGACCCUGCGGACGACGCUCUGCCACCAAUGGUGGCAGGAACACUCACACUGCCGCCAUCUUCUGUGGCCGCAUCGCCCACAUUGUCACAGCGAAAUUCGGAAAUCCAGGUGGGCCGCGGAUGA
Messenger RNA from Cladocopium goreaui, 288 nucleotides. The record is from the annotation of a GenBank genome assembly. Lineage: Eukaryota; Dinophyceae; Suessiales; Symbiodiniaceae.